UGAAGCAUAAAACCUCCGGUGAAUUUCAGAGCUUAGGAAAAGGGAAGAGAUCUCGAAGUGGGAUAUCCAGGGCUCAGAUUACUAAUUUAUUACAAAGCCGCUAGAAGAGCGAUUGGCAGCAUAGAAGACCAAAUUGAGAAAGACCUCAGAAUUUUUAAAAUAAAUGGGAAAGAUCAGGUUUACUCUCCUGAAGACUACAUUUUUAACCUUGCUAGACCUCUUGAUCAACGAUACAGGGAAAUAAAGGAUCAAUGCAAAUGAUGAUUCGAUCCUAUUGACACCUCUAAGCUCACAUUUUGUGAAUUUUGAGGAAAAUAAUGUUUGCGGACGCAAAAAAGAUUGACUUCCCAAACGAAGAAGGUUCCCUCAAAAUCCAGAUCUCCGAGGCGAAUGUUGCAUAGUAUGUGACAGAAAAUUCUACAUCCACGAGCUAUUCUCAGAAUUUCGUGAGAAGCUUGAAAAUAUCAAGGAUGAAGAGAAAUCUAUCAAAGGCGUAAUCUUGUGCAAAGAAAAGAACAUCAAGAUGAUAGAUCGUGAAAUAGAAAAACUGAAUGACUUCACUGUCACAGAGAAAAAGCUACAGGACAAGAUCAAGUUGACUAGGUACAAAAUCGAUAAAAUGAACGAAGGACUCUCAAUAGUUGAAACUGAGCGUAAAGAAAUCGCUAAGGAAAAAGACAGAAUUAUUGAUGAAAUCUCCAAGACAGAAUCUGAUCGCAUCCGAUUGGAAAGAGAGAAAUGUGAGCUUGAAAGCCAGACUAUUGAGAUCAAUGAUAAGCUAGAAGAAACUGAGUAUAAGAUUAAGGAAAUGAAAGAGGUUCUUAGAACAGAUUAUAUCCGCCGUAAAUAAAGCUGAUAGCUUUGUCAAGAAGCAAAAGACAGACAUGAAUAUAAUUGAAACUAGUAGUAAAGGAGGAUGAUUUAACUUCUUUUCUUCCUGUAGAGGACCUCGUCCACAACAACCUGUUAUUACAGAAGAGGAGAAAAAAUCAGAAGUGGUUACCCAGGAUUGAUCAAGAAGAGAAAGUAAAGAGUUAGAAGAAUCUUCUCAAGGAUCAAUUCUAUAUCAAUAUGAGAGCGGCAGUUUUUUAUCUAAAGAAUUUUGAGAAGAUGAUCGUGAUAAUAUGAGCACUGAUUAUGAGCAAAAACCCAAGAAAAAGCGUCGUAGAAGACCCCAAUUAUAGGCUAAACCUACUAUAUUUUCAUUAAUAAAAUUAGGUAAA
Messenger RNA from Moneuplotes crassus, 1223 nucleotides. Lineage: Eukaryota; Ciliophora; Spirotrichea; Euplotida; Euplotidae. The record is from the annotation of a GenBank genome assembly.